This is a messenger RNA of Cloeon dipterum, 3095 nucleotides long. RefSeq names its product inebriated (gene ine). Gene Ontology annotation, biological process: sodium ion transmembrane transport. The record is from RefSeq and is a predicted model, not a curated record. Gene Ontology annotation, cellular component: plasma membrane. Lineage: Eukaryota; Metazoa; Arthropoda; Insecta; Ephemeroptera; Baetidae. The coding region runs from base 184 to 2460 and encodes 758 amino acids. The transcript is spliced from 12 exons.
GUUCCUUAGGGGAUUUUGGAUUUGAUUAGCGAAAUGUGACAAACACAAGAAAGAGAAGUGAAUGCCUCGGCGAGGGAGACGGAGACACUUGUUGCCGAGCGGCCCGACCGACCUGACGACACCGCCGCCGCCCUCCGCCGUGCAGCCCAAUGUAGAGCCUCAAGUCGAGCAUCGAGCAACGAGAUGGAAAACGGGACACCCUCCGUGGCCAGGUCGGCGCCGAUUCCCAUCGUGGUCAACUCCGAGCAGCGCAAGGAAACACGCAGAAUUUUCUUCGAGGGCUCCAACGGCCAUCAUCAGCACAAUGGUGCAAACGACGAGCCCGAGGAGGUCAUCGGCGGCACGGCGUCCUCUUUCACUGGCGCCAGCGGCACCCAAUUCACGGUGACAACCGUCCGAACACCGGACCCAGUGCCGGACACGAAACAAGAGCCCCUCUUGACGCCGCCGCACGGCCUCUGGAAUGCGUUCAACUUCUCGGACCCAGCAACCCAGCUGACUGUCCAGUCCAUCGCCUCCAUGGGCAUGGGAUGCACCGAUGGCAAGAAGCUGUACCUCCGCAGGGUGCCCACGACGGCGUCCGAACUCAUCAGCAUGGUCAACCCCAUCGCGAGGAUACCAGCAGAUGACGAUUCGUCGUGCAGUAGCUUCUCAGACAGCGUCGGUCCCCACGGGGGAACUUACCGGCUGCCCAGGAGACAGCACUGGUCCAGCAAAGUGGAAUUUGUGCUCGCUUGCGUCGGCUACAGCGUCGGCCUCGGCAACGUGUGGCGUUUUCCCUAUCUCUGCUACAAGAGCGGAGGAGGAGUUUUUCUAGUGCCUUAUUUUCUAAUUUUGGUGAUAUGUGGCAUUCCUAUGCUGUACAUGGAGCUUGCCGUCGGGCAGUACACAAGGAGAGGACCCAUUGGUGCCAUUGGCAAGCUUUGCCCCCUCUUGAAAGGAGCUGGUCUUUCAUCAGUCGUAGUAUCGUUUAUCAUGUCCACUUACUACAAUGUAGUGAUAGCCUGGGCGCUCUAUUACUUUUUCACCGCUUUCAAGUGGGACCAGCCAUGGAAGGAGUGCGGCCACCGGUGGAACUCGGACUCGUGCUGGCUCCCCUCGCCGCACGCAAACACGAGCAAGCCCAACGACUCGCACACCCCGUCGCAAGAGUUUUUUGACCGACGAGUGCUGCAGAUGACAGCAGGAAUUGACGACUCUGGAACGAUUCGAUGGGAGCUUGUGGCUUGCUUGGUCGUUGCCUGGCUGCUCGUUUACUUUUCUCUGUGGAAAGGCGUCAAGUCCUCUGGAAAAGUAUUCUACAUGACAGCAACAUUCCCAUAUCUGAUGAUUUUUGCAUUUCUCGCCCGCGCUUUGACUUUAGAAGGGGCCUUAGAGGGCCUUCGGUACUUUUUCCAACCGAAAUGGGAGCUCUUGGCCGGGGCAGAGGUUUGGAUUAACGCUGCAGCUCAAAUAUUCAACUCAAUGGGCAUCGCUUUCGGUUCUGUGAUAUCAUUUGCCAGUUACAACCGAUUCAACAAUCAAAUCGUGUUCGACACGUUUGCCGUGUCAUUAGUGAACGCGCUGACCAGCAUUUUGGUGGGCAUCUUUGCCUUCGCCACCAUCGGCAACAUAGCCUGGGAGCAGAAUACUAGCGUCGACAACGUAGUCACAGACGGCCCUGGGCUGAUUUUCGUCGUGUAUCCUCAGGCGCUGGCACAAAUGCCUCUGUCUCAAUUCUGGUCAGUGCUCUUCUUUUUCAUGCUGUUGUGCCUUGGUCUUGACAGUCAGUUUGCCAUUGUGGAGGUUGUGGUCACUUCCAUCAAAGAUGGAUUCCCAAAUUGGAUCAAACGCCAUAUGAAGUGCCAUGAAGUUGUUGUCUUUGUGAUUUGCCUUGUUUCGUUUCUCUUUGGCCUUCCAAAUGUGACCCAGGGAGGCAUCUACUUUUUCCAACUGAUAGACCACUACGCCGCUUCUAUCUCAAUAAUGUACGUGGCGUUUUUCGAGAUCAUCGCCGUAUCAUGGUUCUACGGAGCGGGUCGGCUGGCGCGAAACGUUCAAGAGAUGACAGGCAGACUGCCAUCACUCUACUUCCGCUUUUGUUGGUGGAUCGCCGCCCCUGUCCUCUUGAUGGCCGUGUGGGUGUUCAGUCUGAUCGACUACACGCGUCCGACCUUCAACAAUGGCACUUACCUGUACCCGCCGUGGGCAGAGGGCAUCGGAUGGAUUAUCGCCUCCCUGUCGCUCAUCUGCAUCCCCCUCAUGGCGAUAAUUGUCCUGGUUAGAAUGCCAGGAAAGUCUUUCUGGGAGAAACUGCGCAACUCUGUGAAAUCUCACAUCUACGAGUGUCCCGUUUGCGGGUCGUCCGACUUCUGCGAGCACGCGCCAGGGGACGAGAGAGUAGUGGACCCAGUCGAGAUGGAGCUGACUCCGAAGACAGCCAUGUCAUCGCCAAUGACAAAUGGACUAGAAAAAGUGUGACCAGCAAUAAUUAAUAUCUUGUAUCAACCAUCGCUCUGCUCGGAGCAUUGAAUUCUUCUUUCACCGCACUAGUAGUUUUAAUAAUCAUCGUAGACUGAUUCUCAUUUAAAGCGUUUACCUGUCAGCAAUACUUUGAAGUAGUCGUUUUAUUAAUUACAAUACGCACAAUUGAUACAAUUAGAAGUAAGUCAGAGCUUGUGUUUAGGCCCAACACUUUCUUUAAAGUAAUCAACCGCGAGGCCUUUCACUCAGAAUAUAACUCAAUGAACUGUAAUGUGACAAAUUUUAAAAUUUACGGACGUUUUAUUCAGCGACAAUAUUAGUUAUUAAGGUCAUCACCAUGUGCACGCAAUUAUUUACCAAAUUUCACUGUGCAAUACAGCAAUAAUUAAAAUAUCUCUUUUGAACUUAAAUUGCAGAUAGAUUUUACGCAAACAACGUAAAGAUUGGGCCUCUUUGAUAAUGUCAGCCAUGAGCCCAAAUGUAUUAAUGAUCUUUUGAAUAUUUUUUGACGGCAUCAAACUAUCAAAGAUGUUGCCGCUGGAAUUGAUAAUAUUAAAUAAAUAUCAUCUGAGAAAAUAUUUUUAAAAAUGUCAAAGAAUGUGCAAUAAAAGUUAUUAUUAACCUGACAAAAA